AUGGGUGAACAGAUUCCCGACUUCAAGCUCCCGGCGGACGUCCCAGAGUCCAGGAUCACACCAGCAAACGUCUCCCACACAGCCUUGUUCUCGCUGAGCGGCAAGACUAUUGCCAUCACCGGAGGCGGUCGCGGCGUGGGAAUCACACUCGCCGCCGCCGUUCUCGAGGCCGGCGGCAAUGUUGCCUGCCUGGAUAUCCUCGAGACCCCCGCCGCGGACGAGUGGGCGGCGAUCGAGAAGACGGCCAAGACAUCCGGACUCAAGCUCUCCUACCGCCGCGUCGACAUCACAGAUGAGGAGAACCUCUCCAAUAUCCUGGACGAGGUCGAGAGAGAAGGGCGAGAGGCGGGUGCCCCCUUCUACGGCGCAAUCGCCUGUGCCGGCAUCCAACAGAAGACGCCCGCAGUCGACUACCCCAAGUCGGACUUCGAGCGCAUGAUGAGCGUCAACGUCACCGGCACCUUCCUCACAGCGAAGCACACGGCGAGGAUCCUGAUCAAGAAUGGCGUCAAGGGAAGCAUCGUUAUGAUUGCUUCCAUGUCUGGUGAAAUUGCCAACCGCGGGUUGUCAUGUUCAGCGUAUAACACCAGCAAAGCCGCAGUACAGCAACUGUGCCGAUCGGUCGCGCAAGAGUGGGGCCAAUACGGCAUCAGGGUGAACACUUUGUCCCCAGGGUACAUCAGGACGGCCAUGACAGAUGCGUUGUUGGCAACGAAUCCAGAGCUGGAGAAGAUUUGGAUGGCGGGAGCACUCCUCGGACGGCUCGGGGCGCCUGAAGACUUCAAGGCGCCAGCAGUGUUCCUCCUCUCCCAAGGCAGUUGCUUCAUGACAGGGGCAGACCUCAGGGUGGACGGAGGUCACUGUGCUUCUGCAUAG
This is a messenger RNA of Diaporthe batatas, 876 nucleotides long. RefSeq lists its product as uncharacterized. The transcript is spliced from 2 exons. Bases 1 to 876 code for a protein of 291 amino acids. Lineage: Eukaryota; Fungi; Ascomycota; Sordariomycetes; Diaporthales; Diaporthaceae. Gene Ontology annotation, cellular component: intracellular anatomical structure. Gene Ontology annotation, molecular function: oxidoreductase activity, acting on NAD(P)H, oxygen as acceptor. The record is from RefSeq and is a predicted model, not a curated record.